Messenger RNA from Leptosia nina, 2100 nucleotides. The record is from the annotation of a GenBank genome assembly. Lineage: Eukaryota; Metazoa; Arthropoda; Insecta; Lepidoptera; Pieridae.
AUGGGGAUAUCUGUGAGCCGGUACUCAGAUAUCACAAAUAAUGAAUUGGUGGCUCGGUUCUGCUCCACAGACGUUAUCAGCCCAAAUGAUCCUUUCUGGAAUCAGCUGUUGGCAUUUAAUAUUCAAUUACCGUUGAAUCCUGAUGAGCAACUUAUUUUUGACUCAAGCACGGAAGCUUUAUUGCAAAAGUUUCUACAGAAUAACCCACAGACGGGAAAUCUUGGCUCGUUAGUUCAAGUAUUCAUCACUAGAGCUACAGAAUUGCUAGCAGCGCCUAAUACUGAUAAUGUUAUGCUAGCAUGGCAAAGUUAUAAUGCAAUAUUUUUUAUUCGAGCUGUCACAAAAUAUUUAGUUGAAAUGGUGCCGGAGUAUGAAUUAUGCAAACAUCUAGAUGUGCAAGCUAGAAUUUCAGUUAAUCCACCAACACAAGACCAAGAGUUAAGCACAGAGGUGCCGAGUAAACUAGUGACUGGGGAGAGUCGAGUGGAAAUGCUUAUUGAUGCUCUUAUCAGUCUCAUUGUUGAUGUCCCAGUGACGGACAACACAUACCACCUACAUCUAGAGAGUAUAAAUACACUUCUAGUCCUUAUGUCUGUCUAUAUGUUUGCUGGCAUACAUGGACAGACUAGGCUAGUUGAAACAUCUCUAAUUUACAGAACUCUAUUCCAGGGAAGAUAUAGCAUGCAAGCGCCAUUGUUAGUAAAAACUCUCUUGAACAAUUUAUCCAAUAUGGCGCCGGCGCCCCUCCAAUUCGGAUCGCAGGGACCUGGCAGUCUAUUAAUUAAUAUUGCUUCCUCUCUAUGGAACAUGUUAACCCUUAACGCGGCCGCCUCUCACACCAUAUACACGCAGCCGCCGUUAGACCGACACGAGCUGCUCGAGCGGUUGACGCGCGAACACCCGCUCGCGAACCAGUCUUGUCUCCUACUCCUCGCGCUCGCCAACCACUACAUAAACGACGAUAACUUGUACAGGUGUGCGUUGUUGAGGUGUGAAGAUUCGAAUGAUAACUCGUCCACAACACCUCAAAAGGACACCAAUAUACCGGGACAAAUCACUCCGCCGAGGAUAGAUAUGGCAGCUCUACACAAAGCACUAUGUGCUACAGCCGGUUGCGAGCAUUCGACCCUGCUCCUCUACCUGAUGCUGCAUUCUUGUAAAGCAUACAAACGGCACGUUACCAACGUGCCGCAUAUUGAGAACUUGAUAAUUCCCAUACUGCAAGUGUUGUACAACGCACCAGACAGUAAUUCGCACCACAUAUACAUGUCACUUAUAGUGCUACUUAUACUUACAGAGGACGACGCCCUUAUAAAAAACGUGCAUUUAAUUAUGCUAAAAAACUUGACAUGGUACAGCGAAAGAUCAGUAUCGGAGAUAUCCUUGGGUGGUUUAAUGGUUCUAGUCGUGGUACGGGCGUUGCAGUACAAUAUGGCGAGAGUAAGAGACAAGUACUUGCAUACAAACUGCUUGGCUGCUAUAGCGAAUAUGAGCUGUGAAUUCAGAAACCUGCAUCCAUAUGUUGCGCAAAGACUGAUAUCCCUAUUUGAAACGUUAAGCAAGAGAAGAGCAAGAUUAUGUAGUGAAAUAGAAGGUGGGGACAUAAAUAGUAUAGAAUUGCCACAUCAUGCCGAGGAGAAGACGGAAGAAAUUAUGGAACACAUAGCUGUAUUAGAUGAAGUCUUAAGGAUGCUGUUAGAGAUAGUCAACUCGUGUCUGACACACCAGCUGUGCAACAACCUAAAUCUGGUGUACGCCCUGCUGCACAAGAAACAGCUCUUCCAACAACAUUCCCACCACAACAUCGCGCAGAAUAUUGAAAUGGUGAUCGGUUACUUCUCGACGCGACUACAACGGGUGCAAGAGGGUGCUGGCGGGGAAUUAGGCGUGACAGAAGUAUUACAAUGUAUUAAGAAGGGUGCAGAGCAAUGGUCGAGUGACCGGCUAAAGAAAUUUCCGGACCUGAAGUUCCGUUAUGUAGAAGAGGAUAGGCCAGAAGAAUUCUUCACACCGUACGUGUGGUCGUUGAUAAGUUCUUGUGGGAACAUAUACUGGGCCAGUGAGUGCGCUACUAGGGCUUCUACUGAGCUACUCGCGUGA